AUGUUACCACCAUCUCUUACGCCGACAACGAACGUCGCAUACUACAGUGUACAUCGUGGGCCAGUGUUUGGAUCAGAUGGCGAGUUUCACCAUUUCAUGAGGCAGUGUGAUCCGAUUCAUACAAGGAAUGGAUACUGGAGAUUCUCAACGUACGAUGAUGAUCGGCGUGCCUAUAAGUGUGGACUGAGUACGCCCGAGGCCGUUCUGAUUGCACAAGAUAUUCGCGAUGGCGUAUAUGACGACAUAAUACUGCGCUGGGUGCCAGGGGAGCUUGAUGUGUGCAACAAGCCUUCGGUGGGCACGGCAGCAGCGCACUUGGAAACCAUCUACAAUGAGAGGAGGAUAUUGGGGAAGCCGCUAUCUUUUCGAGGUCGAGUUCCAUUGUACCCCAUCAGCACUGAUCAGAGGCUCAUCAAUUACCGACUCACGAGAUAUGGCAUUCAGAAAGGCGUGUCACCAGAUAAAACUCUCACGUCGCCGAACCACACAGCACCGACUACCUCUACGCCUGUUACAAACGCUAGAAGUUCUCCAAAUCGAGUUCCUGCAACAGUCUCGACAACUGCAUCGUCGCUCUCGUCGCCGCAGGCCAAGAGCAGGCUUGUCUCGCCUAUCCGAUCAGCGCCGACAUCAGUAGCUGUACCGCGCAACAUCACGCCAAUCCGAUCGAACCCACUCGUUCCAAUUAUGCACUACACGACAACAGGAGUCCACCUUGGAUCUACUGAAGAUCUCCAGGCUUCACAGCUCACCCAGCACGACCACCGCAAAGCUUCACCGAUAAGUCCCAGAUUACAUGGGCGUAUGCCACCGAAUAGCACGAGUACCUCCGGGAUUACUCAUGGAUCCUUUCCGUCGCCUGCUGCGAAACCUGGAGGGGUAAAAAAGCAUAACCUGUCGGAUGAUAACGAAAAUGCAUGUUACAUGCACGGCAGCAAUGGAAUCGUAGAUGAUUCGAUUGGUGAUAUCUCAGUCCUGUUGUGCACGAAUUUGACGCCCUCAGAAUUGUUCGAGAUUCAAAGCGCAACACUGCCAUGCAUGGACUGCGGAUUGGUUGUAAUUCAUGCGUCUCAUUGCUGGAUCAAUGAGGCCGCCUUGAUUCUGAAGCCCACCGAGGAGUUGACUGCCUUCAGGCUGCGCGAACUUGUCGAGAACGUCGAACGUUUCGAUCCUGGACCUUGGACUACGCAUGUUGGUCUUCCGCAACAGCUAGUAGAGGAUGAUUCCAAGACUCAGGUCCAAGGUAUGACAAAGAUCAUACGCAACCUUGAUGCAACGACGAAAGAUCCGGAGCUACAAGUGUUUGACGAUCAGUUUACGGUUUUGCUUCGGGCACUUAAGUCACCCGGCAAUGUUCAAAUCAUUAAAGGGGCACACUCCGUCUCUGGCAUUGGAUUAGACGACUAUGAAAUGCCAGAUGCAUGGUAGUCCAGCGAACGGCAGGUGCGUAGGUUGCAU
Macroventuria anomochaeta is the source of this 1458-nucleotide messenger RNA. RefSeq lists its product as uncharacterized. Bases 1 to 1428 code for a protein of 475 amino acids. The transcript has 3 exons. The record is from RefSeq and is a predicted model, not a curated record. Lineage: Eukaryota; Fungi; Ascomycota; Dothideomycetes; Pleosporales; Didymellaceae.